GCUGCGCUUUGCACGCUCAUGCUGGCCCUUCUCGCCGCGCCCGCGCUGUCGGUCGUCUCGACCGCCAGCGCCGCCUCCUCGCCGCGGCUGGCCGCGCGGAGCGCUCUGCUGCGCUCGCUCGAGCCAAACAGUCCGCCGCGCCUGCUCAACGCGGAGCACAUGGCGCUGAUCGGUCAGCUCGAGGCGGCAGGCACGACGCCCACGACUGAGGAUUUUCUCCAGCUGGGCCUCCAGGGACGGUGGGCGCUGUGCGCGACAAUCCGCAACGCAGGCUUGCUCGAGCCGGGAAUGUCUCCCGCGCACGCCGCGGCCAGCGGCGCCGGCGGCGCGGCGGGCGGGCUGCUUCCGAUCGGCAUCGCCCGCGCGGAGACCGCCCUCAGCAUCGGCAACAGCACGGUCCGCUCGCGAGCCUGGUUCCAGCUGCUCGAUGGAGAGCGGAAGCAGGUGGGGGCGCUGCUCGACGUCGAGUCGCGGUUCGCGUUCGAGUCGGACAGCGUGACGGGCGCGAGGCUGUUGGCCCUCCGGCCCGCCCGCCCGCCUCGGCUCGCGCUCAAGACCAACGACCUCGGGUGCUCGAUCGACGCGCUGGUCGAGGCGCUGCACGCACAGCUCUCGCCCGAGUUCGCUCUGGUGGAGGGCGAGCAGUAUGACCGGCUCCGGCUGAGCACAACCUACCUGGACGAGUCGCUCUGGGUGGCGAGGGCGGCGCCCCACUGCUGCUCCGUCUUCUACCGCGCCGACGACGAGAUGGCCUGGCUCUCGGGCGUCCAAUAGCUUGGCUUGUCGACAACACCGUGCGCGGGGAAGGAGCGCGCGAAGCGCAGACUCCCCGCCUUCAUUGGCAGCCUUGGCCGCACAUGCGACAUGCGCGGUCGUCGGGUGCUCUUGUCCUGUUCACGGCGCUUUCGCACAAAAGCGUUACGUCGUUGCUUGUGGUUCUCGUGGUGCUGCUGUGCACAGAAUCCAUAAAAAAGAAAUAAACCUCGGC
Molecule: messenger RNA, 988 nt
Organism: Emiliania huxleyi CCMP1516
Lineage: Eukaryota; Haptophyta; Isochrysidales; Noelaerhabdaceae
Exons: 1
Coding region: 19-774 (251 amino acids)
Source: RefSeq, a predicted model, not a curated record